CGUGUCCUGCUGCCGCGUCCGAGACAACACUCGAAUGUCCAUCGUCGACCUCCUCGGCACGUCGCUCAAGUCGAAGGCUGGCGACGUCGAGACCGCCACCGCGCUCAAGGGAAAGGCCGUCGUCGCUUUGUAUUUCUCAGCGCACUGGUGCCCACCCUGCCGCGGAUUCACGCCGGUGCUCGCCGACAAGUACAAGGCCCUCGUCGGCGAUGGCAAGGCCUUCGAGGUGGUUUUUGUUUCCAGCGACAAGGACGAGGCGUCUUUUGAUGAGUACUAUGCAGAGCAGCCCUGGCUCGCGCUUCCUUUCGGCAGCCGCGACGUCAAGGCCGCGCUUUCCAAGAAGUACAAGGUGUCGGGCAUUCCGUCGCUAGUUUUGCUCGACGGCGACGGCGCGAUCAUCACCAAGGACGGAAGGUCUGCAGUGAUGGAGGGCGAUUUCCCGUUCACACCGCCCACGUUUUGGGACUGCCUGGGCGACGAGUUUCUCAUGCAGGACGGCGACGCCGCCGAGGUGAGCCAGCUCAAGGGGGAGGGCAAGGUGAUCGUCUUGUACUUCUCGGCGCACUGGUGUCCGCCGUGCCGCGGCUUUACGCCCGAGCUCGUCAAGACGGUGGGCAAGCUCAAGGCGGCGGGCAAGGCGUUCGAGAUCAUCUUUGUCAGCUCCGACCGCGACCAGAAGAGCUUCCAAGAGUACUUUGGCAGCAUGGGGCCCCACUUUCUGGCCAUCCCGCAAGGCGACCCGCGCAAGGCCAAGCUGUCGUCCUUCUUCGGCGUCGAGGGCAUCCCGACGCUAGUGACAGUCGACGGCGCGACAGGUGCAACCAUCAACGGCAACGCGAGGGGCGCGUGCGGCGGCGAUCCCGACGGGCUCGCGUUCCCGUGGGCGCCCAAGCCGGUCGUCGAUUUUGCCGACGGCUGCGACGGCAUCAAUGACACGCUCUCCCUCUGCCUCCUCCUGGAGGGCUGCGGUCUAGAGGUGCAGCAGGCGGCGAUAGCCGCGGCGACGCCGCUGGCGGAGGCGGCGAAGGCUUCGCAGGAGGAGCUCUGCUUUUUUGCCGCCACCAAGGUGGAGGGGGGGGCCGUGAGCCAGAUCCGGCAGAUGACCAAGCUGGGCGACGCCGGCAGCGCGCCAGCCAUGAUUCUCCUCGACAUCCCCGACGAAGGUGCGUACUACGUGAGCGACGCGACCGAGGCGACGGCCACGACGAUCCAAGCCUUCCUCGCCGCCUACAAGGCGGGCACGCUCGAUCGCAAGCAGCUGGGCCAGUGAAAACAUCGAUCGAGAGAGUUCGCACGCGCAGAGCCAGAGGCAAGAUUAGUACGGUGUGUUGUUUCUUGUAUGAAAAAGGAAAAGGUAAGAUG
Molecule: messenger RNA, 1362 nt
Organism: Emiliania huxleyi CCMP1516
Lineage: Eukaryota; Haptophyta; Isochrysidales; Noelaerhabdaceae
Exons: 7
Coding region: 35-1270 (411 amino acids)
Source: RefSeq, a predicted model, not a curated record